Molecule: messenger RNA, 2730 nt
Organism: Drosophila simulans
Lineage: Eukaryota; Metazoa; Arthropoda; Insecta; Diptera; Drosophilidae
Gene: orion
Exons: 5
Coding region: 506-2500 (664 amino acids)
Source: RefSeq, a predicted model, not a curated record
CAAAAAAGAACGGUGCAAAACAAAGAAACAGAGCCAGUCUCUCCACACAUUUGUGUGUGUGUGUGUGUGUGUGUGUGAGAGAGGCAGGGUGUCUGCAGGCGGCGGAAAAAGAAAGAAAGAAGAAAAAGAGACAAGUGAAACCCACAUCUGUAUGAUUUUUUUAAUCAAUCUCCGAGCGGCGAGAGCAGCACAGCAGAUUAAUCUGCCAACGUCGUCGAAACUCGACGCUCGAGCUCGAGACAAAACUCGACUCUCUGUUUUUGUGACUAUCCCAUUUGCGUUUUGAUUUUCAGCGGGCGCAGUUGCGUGCGCUUCUGUCUGUCUGUCCGUGUGUGUGCGUUUGUUUGUUGGUUUGUGCAAGCAUUUAAUCAUAAUAUUUAAAAGACACCCCACCAUUGUCAGCACAACAUCCCCAACGAUCGUCGGAUUUCGCGCUGCAAUAAAUAAAUAAACAUUCAUAUACAAAACGAAACCCAAAUAGCAGAAACGCACAGCCGGCUGCAGAAUGGGAUUAAUGAAUUGGGUACUUCCCCUCCUUCUGGCCACGUUGGUCGCCCUGCAACAGCCUACACAAACGGACGCUCUGAUCGAGGAUGUCCUGGACAUCAUACAUGUGGUCAAGGAGGUCACCUCCGGCGUCCUCAAGGCCUGGGACAUUGUACAAUCCUCCCCUUUGGCGGCCAACAUUGAUUUCCCACUGAUGCGGGAGAAACAGAAGAAGGUGUUGCAGCGCCUCAAAGAAGUCAGCAAGCAAAUAGACAAUACCGAAGAUCAGCAUGCUCAAUAUGUUGCCUUGGCCAUCGAAUCGGUGACUAGCUUCAUGCACAACAACGCUCCAAUUAUGGCCAAGAUGAACGAUAUCUCGGACACGAUCAAUAGGAUCUCAUCGCGCUAUCAGCAGAUGCAGAAGUACGAGGCUUACAAGGACAAGUUGGAGAUGUCCACGCUGAUAACGUUUGCCGAGUGGACAGUGUCGCCGAAUGCACAUUCGGUGCACCAUCUGAUGGAUCGCCUGAAUAUCAUUCUACUCGGCAACGAAGAUAGAUCUUCCAACUCAACGUCCACCAAUCUACUCCAACAGCUGGCCACUGCCUAUGAGGUGUCUAGCAAUCAAAUUUGCAAUACCAUGCAAUCGGCCCAGCAGUUUAUUUAUUCACUAUAUGCGGAUAUAGCCCUGACCGAACUGAAAGCCUACACCAUGAUGGAGUUCUCGUGGAUGAUGUUGCGGGUCUACGGGAAGGGCAACUACACUCAGGAGGCGGAACUCAUGCGUUCCGACUAUGAGAAGAGGACAGAACGCACACUGAAAAUGCUCAAGGAUGUGAUGCUACGAGCUGAUCGUAUCGUUUACCGCUGUGAUCCGACGAAACAUGUACAGGGAGUCACCUAUGACGAGGUCACACGCCUCCUUCAAGGCUACAUUGAAAACGAGGUAGACUUGAAUAACGAGGAAACCUGCCGAGAGACGUGUGGCUUUUAUCAGUCCACCCGUAGCGAAGGCUGCUUUAAGGAUCUCUAUUGUUCCCGUCAACCGAAAUGUACGGGUCGCCUGUACAACUGCCAGUUCGUAGACUCCGACAUGUGGGUGUGCCCGUCGCCACAGAAUAGCACGCGGCGCUAUGAGUUUAUCGAGUACGAGAACGGACGCGUCCUUGGCCAGCGGGGUAAGUGCACCAGGGGCACCACCAAGGUGGACAGCUGGUGGCGUUACCUUCUCUGGCACUGCAGCUACUGCUUCUGCCUGUGCGACGAGGAGGGUCUAAAGUCGGAUCGUUUCUUCAAUCUGCGGGAUACGAUCGCCGAUAUCAAGCGCAACCGAAUCGUGACUGGUUUGCGUUUUGUAAAGCAAAAUCGGAUUUUCCAUCUGCAAAUCCAGGAGGGCGAACUUCUGCCGCGUGGCACUGUCAAUCAAAGCACUCUGGAAUGGAAACCCGUGGAGAAGUACAACGUCUUUGAUCGUCAUGUGAAGAAUGGCGUUGACUAUCAUAAGUUGAGCUACGAGAAACGCACCAUCGAUCUGGACGAUGUGGAUACGGAGGACAAUUCCUUUGUCGUUACCGGCGUGCGAUUCCGUGUAGUGGGCACACAUCUGAAUUUGGAGGCCUAUUACAGUGAGUUUGAUUUCCUCACCGGCCAGCUCAUCCAGCCGGAGUACAAUAGCUAUUGGAAGUCCAACGACAAUACCGAUGUCAGCGGCGCACGCAGGGAAAAACUGCGUCUGAGCAACGCCGACGUGUCUACGCGGACAAUCGCACCAUCGUUACCUCUGUCGCGCCACAAUCAGUUCAUCGAUUUCACUAACACAGGACUGGACAAGGAUGCCGCCCAGAGCACAGUGCCGUUCAUGGACAUCCAGGACGUGGUCUCGAAUCCACCAGUACCACUAGCCGGCAUUGGCAUCUACUACAAGGGCCGCAACGGUUACGGCGGCUUCCUGGGCCCCAAGAUCAUCACCUACGACUUCACGCCCCACGUUCAGGUGCCAAAGAAUAGAUUCUAAGGCGGAGAGAGUCGGAUAAGCGGUGCUGUUUCCAUCCCGCACAUAUGUCAUAGCUUUUUUAGAUGUACACUACCUAUCAAUACACACUUGCAAUUACUGUCGCAUAGUCUAAGUGAGAUCCGAGGAGAACAAAACGCAAGAGAUGCAGAAUCAGGCAAGACAAGAAUAUAAAAGCAAAUUAUAUUGAAAUUUAGCCAUAACAAUAGAAAUAAAAACGAAUGAGAAUCUGA